UUGGGCUUCAGCGCCACCGUCAACCAAUUUCGCUUGUGGAUCCAAUCCUAGUACUCCAGAUACGUAUAAGCCAGAAGUUCGCGCGUGCAAGAAAUGGCAUAGCGGGGAAAAUGAAAUACGUGAUGCUGCAAAACGUUAUUAUGAAACUUGAGCUAUAUACUUUGGCACUCAUAUUGGUAUCAAACGGUAUUAGUGCAGGAACCAAUGAUACAAAAGGGAAUGAAAGUGAUACUGAUACUUAUAUAAGCAGAUUCAUAGCGGAUUUAUGGCUCGAAGGUACAGAUGUUGUUCGGAUUAUAUGGAGGGAUUGUUCUAAAAAGCUAGUCGACGUGAAAGACGUCAUAGAUCACAAGGAGUACUAUCCAAAAUUCGUGAGAUGUAUGAAAAGGAAGACCCUAAGAGCCCUUGACCGUUGUCUAAACCCGGAUGUGGUACCGCUCGCUGACGGCGUCAACUUAGUGAGAUUCGAACUGGUUGACCACUCCGGGAACGUGCUGCAUGAAAAUGGGACCAGUUCGUGGACUGAAAAAGAAUUUGAGGAAGGAGAAUGGAGAAAUCUCGCUUUGCAAAGAAUGGCUAAAGUUCUACGCACCCAUGUUAUUAAGUUCGACUUUGAGGAUAACAGCAUUGUCGAUAAAGUUGAGUACCGAGGACGACGUCGCCAUCAGAUGAUGACGAUGAUGAUGUUUGGAGUUGUAUCAAUCGGUAUGGUUCUCAUUCCGAUGGGAUUUCAAUUCUUGUCAGUUCUCGGUGGCAAAGCACUACUGUUAGCAAAAAUGGCCCUAAUACUCGCAUCUAUACAAGGUCUAAAAAAGGUAGACGUUUAUGAUGGGUUUCACGAGAGGGGGAAGAUUGCUGCAAGUCCGAUAAGUUACGGCUUCUACCAGGGUUACCCUUACGACCAUUACGAGAGAAGUCGUGAGUGGCCACCAUCCGGAAUACUACCACGGUCUACAAAUCCAAAUAGUCCUCUUAAUCAAGCUAAUAUUAAAGAUAACAGCAGAAAUAUUAAAAGUGAACCAAACAUUGAAACAAAAGUCAAUGGCAAAGCCGUAAAACAAGAAACAAGGCAAUUUCCAGUCUACUCAGGAGCUUUAAACCUUCCACCACCAUCGAUAUUCACAGUUGUAGAUCAACCAUCACCUUUAGUAGAUUUAACAACCAGGCCAGGAGAAGUUCAGGCAGACUAUACUCUAGAUUUGCCGUACAAUGGAUUCCAUUUUCAAAGUCCCACUCCUGUCGUUCCAGCUUAAUAUAUUCGCUAAACUUUUUCAAGCAUUAUUUAACAUAGUUGGCGAAAUAUUUGCGUAUGUUUCUCAAGUAUUGUAUCCAAAUAGACAUGUGCUAUUCAAUAUUUACUAACAUUAGAAUAUGUUUGAUUAUAAUUUAUUCACUGUUAUUAACUUUAGGUUAGUUUUACGGUUAUUAUAAAUUCUAAAGUAAUGGGAUUUUAAAUCUUUCUACUUCUCACCCUGUGACGUCAUACUUUACGACUAUAACGUCUAAUGGACACUUUAUAUUGAAAGCAAUUAAUGGUUUUGUUCACGGUUUUAUGUGUUUCCAUUUUAUUACGGUAACCGCUUUAAUGUUUAUGUAACUAUGAGAUUUAACACGGCUUUAUUGUAAAAUAAUAAUAUUUAAUGAAACUUAUAACAUUUUUUACAU
Pararge aegeria (speckled wood butterfly) is the source of this 1665-nucleotide messenger RNA. RefSeq lists its product as uncharacterized. The record is from RefSeq and is a predicted model, not a curated record. The coding region runs from base 111 to 1253 and encodes 380 amino acids. Lineage: Eukaryota; Metazoa; Arthropoda; Insecta; Lepidoptera; Nymphalidae. The transcript has 7 exons.